Molecule: messenger RNA, 1215 nt
Organism: Solanum pennellii
Lineage: Eukaryota; Viridiplantae; Streptophyta; Magnoliopsida; Solanales; Solanaceae
Product: SKP1-like protein 11
Exons: 1
Coding region: 580-1053 (157 amino acids)
Biological process (GO): SCF-dependent proteasomal ubiquitin-dependent protein catabolic process
Cellular component (GO): nucleus; cytoplasm
Molecular function (GO): cullin family protein binding
Source: RefSeq, a predicted model, not a curated record
GAAAAUCCUUCAUAGAGAGUGUUGCUCUCGAAAUAUGAGUAAUGGAUACCGGGUGAGAAAUUAAAAAAACACUUGUUUGCAUAGGGUGUCUACAUCUUAUUAAACAAGUACCUUUAAAAGUUAAUAAAUUUAUACGAAAAUAUAUUCAUUGAUUUGAUAUAAAUAUUUAGCGUAGAUAUAUAGAAAGAAAAAAACAACAUAAAAUUUCAGUAAAGCUCCGUUAUUGAAAGACAUGUAAUCAAAUGAAACUUUGUAAGUCGUAAAUAUUAAAGGAUCUAAAUAAAAUAAAAUAUUAUAAAAAUUAAAUAUAAAAAAUUCCUACUUUAGUUCAACAAGGAAAUAUUUAAUAACUAAACUUUUAGUUGAUUUCCAUUUUUUAAAUAUUUUUCCUAUUAUAACUCAAAAAUAACUUGUUCCUAAUCAAAACCAAAUUAAAACAGAAAAACUAAGUUUAAGUUUGCAAAGGUUUAGUCAAACAUUAUCUCUAUAAACAUACUAUGUCCUUAUAAGUUUUUAAUCUAUAUACUGUUCGUUUUAUUUCUACCUUAUAAGUUUUUAAUAUUUCUCUCGAAAUAAUCAAUGGCAUCAUCAUCGAAAAAAAUGUUGAUCUUGAAAUCAUCGGAUGAUGAUGAAUUUGAGAUUGAAGAAUCGAUUGCGGUUCAAUCUAUAACGAUAAAAAAUAUGGUUGAGGACGAUUAUACCCUCAUCCCAUUGCCUAAUGUAAAUACUCAAAACCUAAUUCUAAUUAUUGAGUACAUGAAAAAGCAUGGAGAGAAGACGGAAGAAAUUAAAGAAUUCAAUAUGAAUUUUGUGAAAGAUAUGAGCUAUGAACAAUUGUUUGAAAUGAUAUUUGCAGCAAAUUAUCUUCACAUUAGUGAUUUGAUGGAUUUAUUGUGUAUGACGAUAGCCGAUCGAGUUAAGCACAAGUCUGUGAUUGCUAUUCGUCAGAUAUUUGGUGUUACUAAUGAUUAUACUCCAGAGGAAGAAGAAAAGCUUCGAGAAGAACAUAAGUGGGCUCAUGAAGGAGAAGAAAUUGACGAAUCUCUUGAUUAAAUUUAUUAGGUUUAGUAUAAUUUAUGAUUUGAUUAUUUUAGUUUUAUGUAGGGUUUGGAUUUGUUAUUAAUUAUUUCGUGUUUUAAUUUAGAUUAUAACCUUUUUUGUAGCAUGCACAAUGGCUUACACACAAAAAAAAUAUUUUGCAUUGAUAUGAGAAAA